UCCGGUGGCCCCAUUUCAAGGCUUAGUUCUAUUGCAAUCGUGAAUCUUAACACUUGACAAUCAACGGUCGUCCGGUACGCGAAACGCCGCUGGCCAAACACUCAUUCACUAAAUGGAGCUAGUUUUAAAUUUCAGUGCUAAAAUGUUAUUCGAUGAUUUCUGUUUGAAAAUUUAUUUUUGGCCAUUUCUAACCUAUUUGGCUAAUAUUAAGGGCAUAUGCCCACUGUAUCCGGGUCCAGUGUCGCCCACAGUGCCAAUACCCACAUAUCAACCAACACCACCAACGCCCACACCUUUGGUUCCUUGUCCCGCCAUGCCUUUGGUGUGUUUGCCAAAUGGAGCUAGACCUAUACCGUACUGUCCUUGCAUAGAUCCGCGUCAGCAAAUGGGUGUUGCUGGCCAAGCCAUAACAAAUCAGGCAUUGGUGAAUCAACCGCAAUCAGCUCAAUUGCAACUACCAACAAAUGAAGGCCAGCAGCAGCAACAACAACAACAGUAUGCUUUGUCCCAACAACAGCAGUUUGCUAUGCCUACUACAAUGAUGGGUCAAUCUUUGUUACCCCAGCAGUCAUUGAACAAUCCCUCUGUGAUACGUCAACCCUUGAAUACCCCAGAGGCAGUGAGACCUUUGCCUAAUCAAUCCACAACUGAUCAACUUUUGGCAAAUCAGCAAACCACACAUCAGGCUAAUAUGACUCCAGCAAACACAUUACCACAGGCAACUUCCAAUCAGACGCCUGCAGAUCAACCCAUGACCGGCGAACAAUUGGCCAUACUACAACAGCAAAUGGCUCAACUGGAUAAGCCCAUGACCACUGAAGAGCUAGUGGAGCUAUUGGAUCAACACAGUCUAGAAUUUAAAAUGGCUGCCGCCUCUCAAAAUCAGGGAGCCUCCGAAAUGAUGAUUUUUUCCCAUUUGCCCGAUAACCAGCAGGGCAAUAAAAAGCGCAAGAGGCCCCAUGAUUGUUUCGACGCCCGUUUGCGGCCUGGUAGAUGUGUUACUAUGGCCAAUUGUCCUGAAAUACGCAACGAAUUUUCCAUGGCAUUCCACUCUGCAGAUUACCAAUCUUUUUUAACCAAUUCCAUGUGCGGUUUUGAUGGAAGCAAUUUGUUGAUCUGUUGCCGAACACAGUCUACAAUGUCAUUUGUUCAGCCACUCUCGCAAGUAUUCCAACCUGCCGUAGGAUCUGCAUCAACACAAACUGCUUCAGCACCCAACACUUUUCUCUUUGCUCCUCUGGGUGGCUAUAAUAGCGGAGGCCAAAUGACACCAGCUCCAAUGAUAACACCAGCUCCAAUGAUAACACCAGCUCCCAAUUUUGGAACACCUAUCAUUUGGAAUACACCCAUAAGUAAUCCCAGCUCAACGAACAUAAAUCCAUUUGUGUUUCAAACAAGCGGACAAACGGGACCAGUAGCACCUUCACCAACAGUGUUCCAACCAUUGCCGGUAACAAGUCCAACACCUGGGGGAGUUAUUUAUCAACCUGUACCGCAACCGUUGACACCGUUCCCGCCGCCUAUCUCCAUGGCAACUACUACCACAACAACGAGUAGACCUCCAUCGAGUGGAACGGAUUACACUUGUGGCAUUAGUCGAGUGAAUACAAAUCGCGUGGUGGGUGGAAGUGAAACUAGAAGGGGAGCCUAUCCUUGGAUGGCAGCCUUGGGCUAUCGCGAUGAUUUCUCUCCCACCACCCUGAAGUUCUUGUGUGGUGGCAGUUUGAUAUCUUCCCGUUAUGUGGUCUCCUCGGCUCAUUGCAUUAAUUCCAAUUUGGUGUUGAUUCGUUUGGGCGCCCAUGAUCUUUCCAACUCAGCAGAGGCGAAUGCCGUUGAUUAUGGCAUAAGGCGUACUAAGCUACACGAAUCAUUUGAUUUGAAAACGAUUAUUCAUGAUAUAGCAUUGAUUGAACUGACACAAGUCGUUACAAUGACCAAUUUCAUAACCCCCAUUUGUUUGCCCGAAGCGGCCAGUUUUCUUACACAAGAGUUUGUUGGUAUGAAUCCAUUUGUUGCCGGCUGGGGGACCAUCAAACAUCAGGGUCCAACCUCCAAUGUUUUGAUGGAUGUUCAAGUGCCCAUAGUUAGUCGUCAGACAUGUGAGAGGAGUUACCAAAGUAUAUUCAAUUUUGUGCAAUUCAGUGAUAAGGUGAUCUGUGCUGGAAAUUCCAAUGUGGAUGCCUGUCAAGGGGAUUCCGGAGGUCCACUAAUGUUGCCACAGAUGGAUGGCUCUACUUUCCGUUAUUUUUUGAUAGGUAUCGUUUCUUAUGGUUAUGAGUGCGCUCGACCAGGUUUUCCCGGAGUUUAUACGCGUGUUGCCUCUUAUAUGACCUGGAUAAGACAAAAUAUGAUUUGAAACUCUCAAACUAUAAACUAUAUAGGAAAAUUGUAAAAUUUUUUAAAAUAUGUAUGUAUAUUAAAUUAAAUAUCGAUUAACAUUUUCUAAAUCAUCUCAUUCAAAUGCA
Messenger RNA from Stomoxys calcitrans (stable fly), 2465 nucleotides. RefSeq names its product serine proteinase stubble. Bases 113 to 2356 code for a protein of 747 amino acids. The transcript has 7 exons. Gene Ontology annotation, biological process: proteolysis. Gene Ontology annotation, molecular function: serine-type endopeptidase activity. The record is from RefSeq and is a predicted model, not a curated record. Lineage: Eukaryota; Metazoa; Arthropoda; Insecta; Diptera; Muscidae.